AUGUACGGCGAACUCGGCAACAAGCUGGUCCAACACGCCAAGCGCACCCAAUCGCUUGCUCACCUGCCGCCCUACCAAACCGAGAUUGUGCGGGCCGUGACACGCGAAGUGCGCGAUCUCGACCGCGAUGUCACCCGUCUCUUAGAGCCUUUUGAAGGCGCCUUCAACCCAUCUGCCGACCCGGCCAUUGCCUGCGCCUUGUUGGUUGACCACCUGUGCAUGCGCCGUAACAAGCGAUGUCUGCUGGCCUACCACCGCGUGCGCACAGAGAAGCUCGAGGAACUCUGCUGGACCGGCGUGGAUAUCCUCGAGCAGCAGCAGCCUUCGGAUGGGCAGCAGGCUGUAAAUGGACCGGCUGGCCAUAGCUCCUUGAGCCCCGAGGAAGAGGAAUACUUCCGGCAAUAUGGGGAUUUGUUGGCGGCUUACAAGGGACAGUGGACGGAUGUGGAUUUGACGGGGACGCUGGAGCCCCCCAAAGAUCUGUUCAUUGACGUGCGUGUCUUGAAGGAUGCUGGUGAGAUCCAGACCGAGUAUGGUGUCAUCAACUUGACCAAAAACAGCCAGCUCUAUGUCCGACAAGGUGAUGUGGAACGACUGAUUGCCCAGGGAUUCCUGGAGCGAUUGACCUGA
Penicillium olsonii is the source of this 630-nucleotide messenger RNA. The record is from the annotation of a GenBank genome assembly. NCBI's taxonomy places the organism in Eukaryota, Fungi, Ascomycota, Eurotiomycetes, Eurotiales, Aspergillaceae.